Messenger RNA from Mucor velutinosus, 1272 nucleotides. RefSeq lists its product as uncharacterized. NCBI's taxonomy places the organism in Eukaryota, Fungi, Mucoromycota, Mucoromycetes, Mucorales, Mucoraceae. Bases 1 to 1272 code for a protein of 423 amino acids. Gene Ontology annotation, biological process: regulation of ruffle assembly; actin filament bundle assembly; actin cortical patch localization. Gene Ontology annotation, cellular component: ruffle membrane; actin cortical patch. The transcript is spliced from 8 exons. The record is from RefSeq and is a predicted model, not a curated record. Gene Ontology annotation, molecular function: phosphatidylinositol binding; actin filament binding.
AUGAAGAAAAUCAACAAUUUCGCUUCAGGCAUUUCGUCUGCUGUCAAUUCACCUAUUCCUACCAGCUUGAAAGGCGAAUGCAAAAAGGCCGCAAAGAUUCUCAACAGUUUUCUGGAUCCUGGGCAAGGCAUGGAUAAGAUUAUUCCAGAGAACAUCUUGGAGAAAGCACAGGGUUUAGCUAUCUAUACUGUCCUCAAAGCAGGUUUCUUGUUCUCGGGACGUGCAGGAAGUGGCAUUGUGAUUGCAAGAUUGCCAGAAGGAGGGUGGUCUGCACCUUCUGCCAUUGGCACUGGUGGCAUUGGCGCAGGUGGCCAAAUUGGCGCUGAAUUGACUGAUUUCGUGCUUGUGUUGAAUACCCAAGAAGCUGUCAAGACAUUUUGUCAAUUGGGUAAUGUCACUUUGGGUGGCAAUGUGUCAGUCGCUGCGGGUCCCAUCGGUCGUAAUGCUGAAGCUUCAGGAAGUGCCAAUCUCAAGCAUAUUGCCGCCAUCUAUUCUUACAGCAAAACCAGAGGUUUGUUUGCAGGCGUAUCAUUAGAAGGAUCUGUGGUAGUUUCAAGAGGAGAUGCGAACGAGAAGUUGUAUGGACAACGUGUUACCGCCAAGCAAUUAUUGACGGGCGCCAUACCACCACCACCUGAGGCUGAUGCAUUGUACAGAGCAUUAAAUGCCAAGUUCCACACUUUGGGCGAGCAAACAUAUUCAGCACGUAGCAUGACCAGCGAAGAUGGAUCUCCCCGCUCCAUAGGGCGCAGUAGCGGUACAUUCAAGAGCACUCACAUUUCCGCACCAGGUACAUUGAGACAACCACCUCCAGUUCGACAACAAGGCGGAUACGGUGCUCCUAUAGCUAUACAACAACAGCCCUACAAUCCAACACCUUCAUCUCCACCUUCCUAUCAACCACCCGCUGGAAACAAUUACAACAACAGCUAUGGACAAGAUAUCAAACCCUCCGUCAACAAUAGCUACAAUAACAACAAUUACAACUCUACUCCUAAUAAUAACUACAAUACUAAUACUCUCGCAAGUCAAGCUGCUGCUAAAAGAGCACCACCUCCACCUCCACCUAGCAGAAAACCUGUCGUGGCACCAUCAGAACCUACUGCAAGAGCACUAUAUGCAUUUGAUGGGCAACAACAGGGUGAUUUGAGCUUCCAGGAAGGAGAUGUGAUUACCAUUGUGCAAAAGACAGAGAGCCAGGAUGACUGGUGGACUGGAAAGAUCAACGGUAGACAGGGCAUUUUUCCAGCAAAUUAUGUUCAAUUACAGUAG